GCUCGCAGGAAAACUGUUUGGGAUACUUCACUUCUUCAGCGAGUUUUUCGGGGAUUUCUCUCUGAUUUUGUCACCUGAAAAAACUUUAUACAUGAUAUAAGGAGGGGGGGACUUGUUUUGUACCGUGUAGUCGACUGUUUUAGUGUUUUUUUGGUGUUUGUGAAGGAUGGCGUUGGACGGGAUCCGGAUGCCCGAUGGCUGCUACGCCGAUGGGACGUGGGAACUGAAGAUGCAUGUUACCGACCUCCACAGGGAUGUGUCGCUGAGGGUCACUGGGGAAAUCCAUAUAGGCGGAGUCAUGCUCAAACUCGUGGAGAAACUAGAUGUGAAGAAGGACUGGUCAGACCACGCUCUGUGGUGGGAGAAAAAGAAGACAUGGCUGUUGAAAACCCACUGGACACUGGACAAGUACGGUAUCCAAGCAGACGCCAGGCUGCUCUUCACGCCGCAGCACAAGCUCCUGCGCCUCCAGCUGCCCAAUAUGAAGCACAUGAAGGUCAAGGUCAACUUCUCCGACCGCGUCUUUAAGGCGGUCUCCGACAUCUGCAAAACUUUCAAUAUCCGCCACCCAGAGGAGUUAUCUCUGCUGCGUAAGCCACGUGAUCCCAAGAAGAAGAAGAAAAAGUUGGAGGAAGCAGAGGAGGAUGAUCUGGAGCUGGAGGGUCCGUUAUUAACCCCUGGAUCAGGGAGCAUCUACUCCAGUCCAGGAUUAUACAGUAAGACUAUGACCCCCACCUAUGACUCCAGGGAUGGCAGCCCGCUGUCACCCACCUCUGCCUGGUUUGGGGACAGCCCUCUGUCUGAGGGCAAUCCCAGCAUCCUCGCUGUCAGCCAGCCAAUCUCCUCACCAGACAUCCUGGUCAAACUCUACAAGCCCCAGUCCCUGCUGGACAAAGCCAAAAUCAACCAGGGGUGGUUGGACUCGUCCAGGUCUCUGAUGGAGCAGGAUGUAAAGGAGAAUGAGGUGCUGCUGCUGAGGUUUAAAUACCACAGUUUCUUUGACCUCAACCCUAAGUAUGAUGCCAUCCGAGUGAACCAGCUCUAUGAACAGUCCAAGUGGGCCAUCCUGCUGGAGGAAAUUGAGUGCACGGAGGAGGAAAUGAUGAUGUUUGCUGCCCUGCAGUACCACAUCAACAAACUGUCAAUCAUGUCUUCAGACAACCACAUGAAUAACAGUGAGAAGGAGGUGGAUGAGGUGGAUGCAGCCCUAUCAGACCUGGAGAUUACUUUGGAGGGAGGGAAGACAUCCAAGACACUGGGUGACAUCACAUCUAUUCCUGAGCUAGCAGAUUAUGUCAAAGUCUUCAAACCCAAGAAACUGACGCUGAAGGGCUAUAAGCAGUACUGGUGCACAUUCAAAGAUAUCACAAUUUCCUGUUACAAGAGUAAAGAGGAGUCACAUGGGACACCUGCUCACCAAAUGAAUCUCAGAGGCUGUGAGGUAACUCCAGAUGUUAACAUCUCUGGUCAGAAAUUCAACAUCAAGUUGCUAAUCCCUGUGGCCGACGGGAUGAAUGAGAUCUGGCUUCGAUGUGACACGGAGAAACAGUACGCUCACUGGAUGGCUGCAUGCCGCUUGGCCUCUAAAGGGAAGACCAUGGCUGACAGUUCGUACAACUUGGAGGUCCAGAACAUUCUGUCCUUCCUCAAGAUGCAGCACAUGAACCCCGACCCUCAGUUCAUUGAACCCAUCACCACCGAUAUCAACCCAGAAUGCCUGGUGUCCCCACGCUAUUUGAAGAAGUACAAGAACAAGCAGCCAGGCUAUAUCAGGGAUUUGAUUUCAGCCCGGAUCCUUGAAGCCCACCAGAACGUGGCCCAGAUGAGUCUCAUUGAGGCCAAGAUGCGCUUCAUCCAGGCGUGGCAGUCCCUGCCGGAGUUUGGAAUCACUCAUUUCCUCGCCAAGUUCCAGGGAGUAAAGCGAGAGGAGCUGAUUGGUAUCACUUACAACCGUUUGAUCCGGAUGGACCCCAAUGCUGGAGAUGCUAUCAAAACCUGGCGUUUCAGCAAUAUGAAGCAGUGGAAUGUCAACUGGGAGAUCAAGAUGGUGACCGUGGAAUUUGCAGAUGAACCCAGUCUGUCGUUCGUCUGCGCCGAGGUCGACUGUAAAGUGGUCCACGAAUUCAUCGGUGGCUACAUCUUCCUGUCCACGCGUGCCAAGGACCAGAACGAGUCUCUAGACGAGGAGAUGUUCUAUAAGCUGACCAGCGGCUGGGUGUGAGCUGCCUCAAACCAGCAGGGGUCAGUGAUUGCAGGCCAGGGGCCAGGAGGGGAGUGUCAGGGAGGUGCAGUGGGAGGGGGGGAUGGGUGGAACCACAUUGUAUGUAUGGGUUUAUUUUAUUGUACUAUUUCUCAGUCUUUUUUAAUUGUUUGGAGCUGUGCUGAAGAAUCCAGAGCAGCACCACUGUUGCCAUGGUUGACACAGUUUUUUUUAUUGUUUGGGGUUUUUUGCAUUAACGCUGACAAAGGUAAUUUGUUAAAAUACUAAUAUUCUGGUGAAUGCAGUCCAGAAGAACUUUGAACCUAAACUCCUGUGGUUGAGCAGAAGCCUUACACAAACUUGAACCAGGAAGCUUGCCUGUUUUUUUUUCUCCUGCAAACCGCCUGCCUCCUCUCCUCCUGGACUGAUGGCCAUCAACUUAACGUCCAUGACAACCCUUUAAAACACCAGAUUUAAUCCCAAAGAUCUUUUUUCCCCCCCUCUAUUCCUCUCUAUCACUGUCUUCUUCUCUCUUCUAGUACUGGACUAAAAGAGCUGGCAUUAAAUUGUCAGCUAAAACAUUUUGUGAUUAUAGUGCCACAGAUACCUACAGUUUUAUCAAAUUAUUUAUCUGAAAAGGUGGACAUCAUCAGAGUCCAGUCAAAAAGGGUAUCUUGUAUAAACAAUUGUGGUGGCUGAUUGCAGCACUGUGUGUCCAUCCUAUCCACUCUAAUGAAGGGUUUAAUCUUUUUGAAGUCACAUGUAAGCACUUCGACAGUAUACAGUCCUGUUUAUGAAAUAAGCUGUUGUUAAAUUUGCUUUUGUUGUCUGUCUUUGUUUGCUGUGUUCCAUCAGAGCUUGUCCACAGUAGUUGUUACUCGAGUCUCCUCAUGUCCUAGUCUGUCCAUUGAAUUGCCUCUUCUCUUUUGAAAAUUGCAUUAGCUGACAGGUCGAACAUUGAGAAGUCUAAGUUUUGUUUUGAUGGAAGAAAAUGGUGAGCUUGAGCUAAGGAAACGCACUACAGUUCAGUGCUCUGGGAUGAGUGUCCUGUGAGUUUGAAAAAUCUGAUUUCCAACUGACCUAAAUGUCUUUGCUGCAAAAAUGUCCAUCCCACCAAAAAUGUAGUGUAGUAUUCAGUCUGUCUAGUGUUCCUGAAAACAAGAUUUCUUUCUUUUAAAAAGCUUUUGGUUGUGGGUACGUUGAACUAAGAUACUUACUAAUGUCACAAUGUAUCAUAAAGACAGGUUUUGGAGAAGGUUUGUGUGUAUUUAAGAUGUUUCGUCCCAUUGGCAGAUUUUUACGCUUGGUUUUAAAAAAAUAUAUAUUUAAAGACUUAACUAAAUGACUUUUCAAGAUGGACAUGUCCAUUUAUUGUUUCCAAAUUUAAGACAGUCCACUGCUAAAAGGAGGGAUUUUCAUCUUCUGAUCUGGAAAUGCAUUUAAAAAUCAUGUGCCAAAGUGCAUUAAUAUUCUCAAACACGCCUGUUGUAAGUUGCCAGAUCUCUACAGUAUAUUUGGAAUUGCAUCAAGGGAUUUGAACCCCUCACAUCUCUUUGCUUAGUGCAUGUACACUACAUAACAGGGGGAUACUAGUACUUUACUUUAUUGCCAUUCUGUUUCUCACACCAUAUAGUAUUAUUAUUGUUAUUAUUAUUAUUUUAUUAUUAUUAUUAUUAUUAUUGUUAUUAUUAUCAUCAUCAUCAUAAUUUUUAUCAUUACACACCAGCAAAAGGUCACAGAGUUUGAAGAAUGAAUAUGCAAACUUUUUUUCCCCCUCUGUCCUCAGUAUGAAGGAUCAGGAAAUGAAGUAUUAUUUUUUGUAACUAAUGUAAAAACACAGGUUUUAUAGAAUUGUACAGUUUUUUUUCUGCUUUUUGGGGGUUCGGAAGUUUUCUUUGUUCUUUUUGUUGUUGUUGUUUUUUCCUUUUUUCAGAAAAGAGGGGGGGAAGCCAUCUGUCAACAUGUGUAGUAUUCAGAAUUGUGCCUGCUUAUGUUGUCUUACUGAGUUUUCAGAUGAAGAUAAAUAUGAAUAUAUAUGAAGAUAACACUAGUCUCAAACUCCAGGUUUGAUUAAUAUGUUUGUCGAGUACAUAUUAUAAUUUUUUUUUUUUUCAAAAAAUACAGAUACAUAUGCCUUUUCAAUGUGCUGCUUUUUUCUUUCAUUUUAGCUUUGUUUCUUCUAUUCAGCCAUUUGUGGCUGAUUAUGUCCAUUUGAGGCCCGAGUCACAUUUUUAGCUCAUUCUUUGAACCGACAGUGAUACUCUAUAUGCGUUUUUGCUGCAAAUUGAAUUUCCUCAGCGCCUUUUUAAAAUACUUCACUUACUUCGUCUGGUUUUGUCACAACUGAAGUAUUUCAUUUAAUAAUGUCCAUAUGAAGGAAGCCCCCUCCCCUUUGCCCCCCAGAUUGUUUAAACUCUGGAGUUUGAGACAAAUCAGCAAAAAUGAACAGAGCUAAGAGAAAACCAAGCCUAGUCUAUGUUUUUUUUUCUCUGAUGUUUUUGUUUGCCUCCAGUGUCGAGAGCAGCAGUGCAUGUCCUGCUGCUCUGUUUUCUGACUGUAAAAAAUGCAUUUAUUUUAAAAAAUAAAAAGUAAUUUUUAUUUAAA
Messenger RNA from Scomber japonicus (chub mackerel), 4804 nucleotides. It is a transcript of the gene fermt2, whose product is annotated as FERM domain containing kindlin 2. The record is from RefSeq and is a predicted model, not a curated record. Gene Ontology annotation, molecular function: integrin binding. The transcript is spliced from 16 exons. Gene Ontology annotation, biological process: integrin-mediated signaling pathway; cell-matrix adhesion. Lineage: Eukaryota; Metazoa; Chordata; Actinopteri; Scombriformes; Scombridae. Gene Ontology annotation, cellular component: extrinsic component of cytoplasmic side of plasma membrane; focal adhesion. Bases 167 to 2221 code for a protein of 684 amino acids.